Messenger RNA from Haliotis rufescens (red abalone), 2421 nucleotides. Its product is annotated as metal cation symporter ZIP14-like. Gene Ontology annotation, molecular function: zinc ion transmembrane transporter activity. Gene Ontology annotation, biological process: intracellular zinc ion homeostasis; zinc ion import across plasma membrane. The record is from RefSeq and is a predicted model, not a curated record. Gene Ontology annotation, cellular component: membrane. The transcript is spliced from 7 exons. Lineage: Eukaryota; Metazoa; Mollusca; Gastropoda; Lepetellida; Haliotidae. The coding region runs from base 135 to 1640 and encodes 501 amino acids.
UGUCUCAUCAUAAAGAAGUUGCUGGUAUUAAAGUAGCUGUCACACUCGGCUAUACGUAGUUAGCGGGUUGUCGUCGCAGUGAACAGUCGCACUACCAACACGCUGUGCCCCCACUCCUCCCUCCAGCUAGCAGUAUGAUGUCGUUGUUGCUGCUCCUCCUUGUUGUCCCUGCGGCAUCGUCGACGGCUUUGGUUGGUGGCUUCUCACCCUUGUUGAAUGCAGACACUCUCAUCUCCAAGUACUCCUCCAGUAGCUCCUUAACUAGGGACGAGUUCCACGCUCUGUUCAGUAGUCUCAAGUUGCACGUGAAGCAGAAUUUGGACACGGAUGGAAUCCUGGGGUCGGAGGAUGAGGCUCUCAGGGAUGCUGAUUGGUGCAACACAGUUCUAAACAACACCGCAAACACCACCUGCGGACAGGUGGAGUGUGUUCGCAGUGAAGAUGUGUUCAACACAUACGCUUUGGAUGCCCGUAUUAACUCAUCGUCCCUGCUACACGCGCUGCCGGCUAUUGUCAUUGCCUUAGAGGAAGACCACUGCCGCGCUUUACAGCUCGCCGACUCCGCAUCAGAAGACGAAGGACCUCGCAAACCUACAGAUGCAGAAGCAUGGGGUUACGGCCUCGGCGUAGUUCUCACUGUGUGUCUCAUCUCCAACCUCGGGGCUUUCCUCACGCCACUGAUGAACUCCACCUUCUUCCAGAAACUGCUCAUGUUCCUUGUGGCAAUUGCUAUAGGCACACAGGCUGGAGCCGGCAUAGUCGUACUCAUACCGGAGUCCAUGCACCUGAUGUACAUAGAGGAGACCAAGGACACGUACCUGUGGAAGGCCUGCUCCGUGCUCGGGGGGAUCAUCUUUGUUCUUCUGCUCGAGCGAAUACUGAAGAUAUCAUUUCACCAAAUAAAGUCUGCUAAAGAGAGGACAAUGGCGGAGAUCUCGGUGGAGGUCGGGAGCACAGUCACCAUGAGCACGACAUCGUCCAGCGAGGACACGGACUCCAACUCAAGUGACCUACCUGUUGCUGUAACCACUACCGUGAUAGGGAACGGGAAAAGCAACGGCAGCACACACGACGGCAAACACGACAGCAGUAACGGGGUUAAAAGCAGGAAGACGAGCGAUGUUGAAGCAGACUCCGAGAAAGUGACACAGCAGAUAGCUGCCGUGGCGUGGAUGGUUCUCCUAGGGGAUGCUAUACACAAAUUCGUGGACGGUUUGUCUGUCGGCGCAGCUUUCACGGAAAACAUCACCACUGGUCUCAGUUUAGCAAUCUCCGUGCUGUGUGAAGAACUACCUCAUGAGCUAGGCGAUGUGUCGAUCCUACUGCACUCGGGGAUGACGAUGAAGCAGGCCUUAACAUACAACACUUUGUCAGCCGCUAUGGGGAUCCCAGGUCUCAUUGUGGGCAUCUUUGUAGGCGAGACGACUUCUGCAAACCAGUGGAUAUUUGCAAUAGCAGGAGGCAUAUUCAUUUAUGUUCCUCUUGCUGACAUGAUUCCAGAAAUGGGCCAUGCUGUUGACAAGGCACUGAAAGAGGGGACGGGGGCCAUCUUUUUAUCGUUUCUACAGCUUCUUGGUUUGAUGAUAGGCUUUGGCAUCAUCAUCCUUGUAGCAGCAUAUGCAGGGGAAAUCCAGGUGUGAUACUAUGUUGAUUGUAAACUGUCUACCUACGGUUGUGGAGUUGGACCUUCGUCUGAAUACAAACUAUAUACCAUUCUUCUUAUUCAGAGACAAUACAACUACCACCAUUCUCCAACCGUAUUUCACAUACGAAACAAUGCAAUAAGAGUUGGACAUGCACCUUUCUUCUAUAUAGUUGCCGCUUCUCUCUUUGUUUCAUACAAAACAAAUGUAUAUAGAACAAUACAGGGAAUUAUAUGUGUAAAGAGUUUUACGAGAAUUAAUUUUCAUACACGAUAUAUUAAAAAAGAUGAAAGGGUGUAUUUUUCAAAAGCCAACAGUGCCACCUUGAUUAUUCGAACAUCGCCGUAGGGACAGAAGUAUUCCUAUAUUGACACAAAAGAGGCUGACACUGGAUUGUAUAUACCCUGUGGGUUGAAGUAAGUUACAUCAAUGGAGGAAUGUAAACCAAUGACUCGAAUGGUCGACGUUUGAUAAGGUUUAGUUCACAGGUGGAGUAGAAGGAACGACCGGGUCUGAUUACAUGGUAGUUGUUUCUAUAGAUAAGAAGUGUGGAGUGUGCACCCGUAAACACAUUCUAGAUUAGGAAUCAUGAAAUUAGCACAAAUGUGAUUAGUGACGACGGAGCAUUCCGUGGGUGAAGAUUUGCAGGACUUGAAGAUUUGAAGACUUGCAAUAUUACUGUUUGUCCUUUGCUCUGUGAUAAUGAAUACUAGUAUCUUGUGUGUAUUUGAGGUGUUGUGUGAAGCUGUAGCUACACAAUAAACUAUAUUCCAUAACA